AUGGAGAAAAAGAAAAAUAAAAAGGUGUUUUUAAAAGUGGUCAUUAUCGGCGACUCUGGUGUGGGCAAGACCUCUCUGAUCCACAGAUACACCUCAACUAGGUUCUUACAGGAUUUCAAGCCCACUAUCGGAGCAGAGUUUUCGAAUAAAGAAGUUGUGAUCAAUGGGAAGACAGUCGUCGCACAAAUCUGGGACACAGCAGGCCAAGAAAGAUACCAAUCUCUAGGUAUUUCCUUCUACAGAGGAGCUGAUUGCUGCGGAAUCGUGUUUGACAGAAGUGAUCAUUCCAGUUUUGAGAACCUUGACACAUGGAAAAAUGCUUUCCUCAAGCACGGAGCUCCUAAAGAAGAAGGCACCUUCCCAUUCUUGGUUAUUGGAAAUAAAUCUGACCUUGAUGAUGGGAGCCUUGUUAAAGAAAGAGAUGCACAACAAUGGUGAGCAGAUAACGGAAAUCUCGAAUAUAUUGAAACAAGCGCUAAGGACAAUACUUCUGUAGAAGAGGCAUUCACUAAGCUGAUUGAAAAAGGUAUGGAAAGAGAGAAGGUAAACCUCGUCGAACUUCCAGAUAGAAUGUCACAAAAGAAUAAGACUGUAAAUCUCCAGAGAGAUGUAGCAAAGGAUGUAAAUAGGAAGCCACAGAAGAAAAAAUGCUGUUAGACGGUUGAUAAAGAUUAUCCCA
Messenger RNA from Moneuplotes crassus, 679 nucleotides. The record is from the annotation of a GenBank genome assembly. NCBI's taxonomy places the organism in Eukaryota, Ciliophora, Spirotrichea, Euplotida, Euplotidae.